UGCGGGGGCUGGGAAGGGGGCAAAGCCCACGGGCACGGCAUCUGCACCGGCCCCAAGGGCCAGGGGGAGUACUCGGGCUCCUGGAACUACGGCUUUGAAGUGGUGGGCAUAUACACGUGGCCCAGCGGCAACACCUACGAAGGCUACUGGUCCCAAGGCAAGAGGCACGGCCUGGGAAUCGAGACCAAAGGACGGUGGGUUUACAGAGGGGAGUGGACCCACGGCUUCAAGGGGCGCUACGGGGCCAGGCAGAGCAUGAGCAGCGGAGCCAAGUAUGAAGGCACCUGGAACAACGGGCUGCAGGAUGGCUACGGCACCGAGACCUACGCUGAUGGAGGCACGUACCAGGGCCAGUUCAGCAGCGGCAUGCGGCACGGCUACGGCGUGCGCCAGAGCGUGCCCUACGGGAUGGCCUCCGUGGUGCGCUCCCCGCUGCGCACCUCGCUCUCCUCCCUGCGCAGCGAGCACAGCAACGGCACCCUGCCCCAGCAGGACUCCCCUGCUGCCAACCCCGAGAGCCUGCCCCUCUCGCCCACCAUCACCCGUGGGGGCUUUGCCCUCAGCCUCUACGCGGAGGCGGAGGCCGGCAAGCCCAAGAAAGGGGGGCUGUUCCGCAGGGGCUCCUUGCUGGGCAAGCUGAAGAAAUCCGAGUCCAAGUCAUCCCUGGCCAGUCAGAAGAGCCGUGUCAGCUUCCUCAAGAGCGAGAGCGGGAUCAGCUCGGCUGCCAGCGAUGCCACCUCCACCGUCAGCCUGGGUGAGGGCGCCGAGGGCGAGGAGUUCACCCCCUUCGAGUCCGACAUCGACGCCACCACCACGGAGACCUACAUGGGCGAGUGGAAGAACGACAAGCGCGCCGGGUUCGGCGUCAGCGAGCGCUCCAGCGGGCUGAAGUACGAGGGCGAGUGGCUGGACAACCUGCGGCAUGGCUACGGCUGCACCACCCUGCCCGACGGCAAGAAGGAGGAGGGCAAGUACCGCCACAACGUCCUCGUCAAGGGCAUGAAGAAGCGUGUCAUACCUCUCAAGAGCGCCAAGAUCCGGCAGAAGGUGGACAGGAGCGUGGAGGGAGCUCAGAGGGCCGCGGCCAUCGCCCGGCAGAAGUCGGAGAUCGCGGCAUCCAGAACAGCUCAUGCCAAAGCCAAGGCUGAAAGUUCUGAGCAGGCAGCUCAGGCAGCUAACAACGAAUCGGGCAUAGCCAGGAUGAUGGCCAGGGAGCUCUCCCCAGACUUCUAUCAGCCAGGUCUUACAAAGAUGCAGAUACAUUUCACUCUUCACACAAAAAUACCUACAUCACAGAUUUUGCAAGCUGUUUACUACAAUCUCUGUACUACUGUCCGGAGUUUUCUGUCGGUUGUUCUGCUGGAUUACGUGCAAUAAUAAACAGUUAUCUGCU
Messenger RNA from Chaetura pelagica (chimney swift), 1393 nucleotides. RefSeq names its product junctophilin 2 (gene JPH2). The record is from RefSeq and is a predicted model, not a curated record. Gene Ontology annotation, cellular component: junctional membrane complex; sarcoplasmic reticulum; plasma membrane. The transcript has 4 exons. Lineage: Eukaryota; Metazoa; Chordata; Aves; Apodiformes; Apodidae. The annotation marks the transcript as partial.